ACAAGAGGAUCUUGAAGCACCCAAUGAAGACAGCAGUGAGAAAAGGAACAGAACCAGAAUACCAAAGAAAACAGCAGAGUCUGGGGUUACUAAUAAGGCAAAUAUGGAGUUGCAAACUACGGCUUCCAGAAGAUCUUCACGAAGGGCAAACAAGAAUAUGUGAAGACAGGACGUUACUGAUGUACUUGGAUGAUCCUUGACUAUAAUAGAAUGAUGUUAUCUAUUUAUCAUUAUUAUUUUUUUGUUUUGUUUUGUUGAAAUAUGCAUUAGAAUAUUUGUCUUCAUUUUUUUUUUGUUAUACUGUAAACAAUCAGAGUGCAAAACUAAUGAAAUAUAUGAUAUAACUAAUUUGAUUUAAUACAAGGGAUAUUCCUGUAGUAGUAACAUACUUUAUAUUAUUCUCUUUAUAAGGCAUUACUUCAUACAUGAACUUAUGAAAGAUAGCAAGAAGAAAAUCACCUUAUAAAUCAUUAAAAGAAAAAGAAAUAAAAAUUUUGUUUAAAAUGAAAGAGUUCAUUUGUAACAAUCUCACAAGGCAUUCCACUGAUAUAUGUACUGAGUUUUGUUAAUAAGCUGUCAGCCAUGAAUGUACUCUGAAUAAAAAUGUACAAAGUAGUGUAACAAAUAAAGUAUAUAUAUAUGAAA
This is a messenger RNA of Penaeus vannamei (Pacific white shrimp), 645 nucleotides long. The record is from RefSeq and is a predicted model, not a curated record. NCBI's taxonomy places the organism in Eukaryota, Metazoa, Arthropoda, Malacostraca, Decapoda, Penaeidae.